AUGAAAGAGUUGGAGAAGAGAUUGAAUGGUGUUAAACUCAGAGGGGAGACUAUAAAGGUAAACCUUGCCUUAGACAAGAAAGGAUCCGCCAAGCCUCCAAACCUACCAGUGGCGGAAGUAACUUCACUAGAUCAUCUAGGGCAUCUCCCUAAACUUAUCCUAGCCAAAGGCGAAACCGAUAUUAAGAUAAAAUACAUCAGUGGUCUAAAGGUACUUAUCAUCUUUGAUCAUUCUAGGUGCACCAAGGAGUUUAAAGAGGAUGACAACAGGUGGAAAGAACACUUAAAAUGGUUGAGUUGGGCAGAUAAGAUAGAGACUCAUGCAGAGGGGGUGGCAUGGAUCAAAAUCGUGGGACCCCCUUUAUUCUUAUGGGGCCAGCCUAACUUUGAGAAGAUCACAAAAACACUUGGGAAAAUUAUAGCACUAUUCGAUGAUAUUCCAAAUAGACUGGACCUAUCACAUGUCAAGAUCGGAAUUCUUACCACUAGAAGGGCUAUCAUAAACGAGGAGAUCCAUAUCUCACAGGAAGGGAAGGUGUUUAAGCUAGGAAUCGUAGAAUUCAACAAAAAUUGGUUCCCUUUCAUAUUUGACCCGUCAGAAGAUUACUAUGAAGAUAGUAAUCUCCUAGAGAACAAUGAGACCCCUGUAGGUGAGGUAGCAAAGAAUGUCAAUGACAUCCAAAUAACGGAAAUGAACGAGGAAAUGGAAGAGGGUGAAAUAUGGAUUAAAACAUAA
Messenger RNA from Lactuca saligna, 735 nucleotides. NCBI's taxonomy places the organism in Eukaryota, Viridiplantae, Streptophyta, Magnoliopsida, Asterales, Asteraceae. The record is from the annotation of a GenBank genome assembly.